UACCUAGGGCAGUUGCGUGCCUCUUGAUAAUCAAAAGUUGCAAAAGGCAAAAAAGCUUCAAGGAGCCAGCACCCAACUUCUAGUAUACUUGCCUCACAAAUAAAAUAUUUCCCAAGAAUAAGCUCACAUGUUGCUCAGGGCAGCUGGCUGGCAAGCACCCCUUGGCUCUUUCCAACCCUUGUAUAAAUCCAGACCCUCCGAUCCUGCCCUACAUCUCACAAUCAUCCUUACAGCACACAACACAAAUCAGGACCAAUUAGUCCUAGCUAGUGUUUAGCUCGCUUAGCAGCUGCCUGAGCAAGCUAGAGAGAUGGCUGGUCAAGCCAUGAGCAAGCAGGGUGCAAUGGCUGCUGCGUUGGUUGCUGUCCUCUUCUCCCUCUCGUCGGCGUCCCCUGUCCAGUGGGGGCAGCUGGACCCUCACUUCUACGAGCACUCGUGCCCGCAGGCGCAGCAGAUCGUGGCGUCCAUCGUGGGGAAGGCGCACUACCAGGAUCCCCGCAUGGCCGCCUCCCUCCUCCGCCUCCACUUCCACGACUGCUUCGUCAAGGGCUGCGACGCGUCGCUCCUGCUGGACAGCAGCGGGUCGAUCGUGAGCGAGAAGCGGUCCAACCCCAACAGGGAUUCGGCCAGGGGGUUCGAGGUCGUCGACGAGAUCAAGGCCGCGCUGGAGGCCGCGUGCCCGCGCACCGUCUCCUGCGCCGACAUCCUCGCCCUUGCAGCGCGCGACUCCACCGUCAUGACAGGCGGCCCCGGGUGGAUCGUGCCGCUGGGGAGGAGAGACUCGCUCGGCGCGAGCGUGCAGGGCUCCAACAACGACAUCCCGGCCCCCAACAACACCCUCCCCACCAUUAUCACCAAGUUCAAGCUCCAGGGCCUCGACAUCGUCGACCUCGUCGCCCUCCUCGGGAGCCACACCAUCGGCGACUCCCGGUGCACAAGCUUCCGCCAGCGUCUGUACAACCAGACGGGCAACGGCCUCCCGGACCGCACGCUGGACGUGUCCUACGCGGCCGAGCUGCGCCCCCGCUGCCCGCGGUCCGGCGGCGACCAGAACCUCUUCUUCCUCGACCCCGUCACGCCCUUCAAGUUCGACAACCAGUACUACAAGAACCUGCUCGCCUACCGCGGCCUGCUCAGCUCCGACGAGGUGCUCCUCACUGACAGCCCCGCCACCGCCGAGCUCGUCAGGCUCUACGCCGCCAACCAGGAUAUCUUCUUCCAGCACUUCGCGCAGUCCAUAGUCAAGAUGGGCAACAUCUCCCCGCUCACAGGGGUCAACGGCGAGAUCAGGAAGAACUGCAGGAGGGUCAACCACAGCUGAUCGGUUCGGUUCAGCUACCGAAGAUUCAUCAUGCUCGAUCGUGCGCAUGAUUGUUCACGCAGUGUUUAAUUUGCUCGAGUACUUCGAUUUGAUUACUUCUGCUCGUUAGUUGGUUGGUUGGUAUGUUGAUCCAGAUGUCUGUUGCUUGUUGAAAUUUCUUGGAACUGUAUAAUUUUUCCUUGUCCAUUUGUUGUUUUCCUUGAAUUGUUGUUGUUUUCAGAGGAAUCCAUUUCGCAUUUGUAGGUACAUUGUUGGUUCUUGUCCGUUUCCAGCCAUGAAAUGAAACUUGAGUGAAUAAAUUUAAAGAGUCAUGUACUUUCUAA
Phragmites australis (common reed) is the source of this 1644-nucleotide messenger RNA. RefSeq names its product peroxidase 72-like. Gene Ontology annotation, molecular function: peroxidase activity; heme binding. Bases 311 to 1321 code for a protein of 336 amino acids. The record is from RefSeq and is a predicted model, not a curated record. Gene Ontology annotation, biological process: hydrogen peroxide catabolic process; response to oxidative stress. The transcript has 4 exons. NCBI's taxonomy places the organism in Eukaryota, Viridiplantae, Streptophyta, Magnoliopsida, Poales, Poaceae.